Sphenostylis stenocarpa is the source of this 1308-nucleotide messenger RNA. Lineage: Eukaryota; Viridiplantae; Streptophyta; Magnoliopsida; Fabales; Fabaceae. The record is from the annotation of a GenBank genome assembly.
AUGCCAGAAACCGAAACUGCGGCCGCCGCGGGAGAGAGCACCGUCUUGUUCGAAAAAUACGAGGUCGGAAGGCUCCUAGGAUGCGGAGCGUUCGCCAAGGUGUACCACGCCCGCAACACCAAGACGGGGCAGAGCGUGGCGGUGAAAAUCAUAAGCAAGAAAAAACUAACCGGAACAGGGCUGGCCUCUAACGUGAAGCGCGAGAUCGCCAUCAUGAGCCGUCUCCACCACCCUAACAUAGUGAGACUCCACGAAGUGUUGGCGACCAAGACGAAAAUCUACUUUAUCUUGGAAUUCGCCAAAGGUGGCGAGCUCUUCGCCAGAAUUUCGAAAGGUCGAUUCGGCGAGGAUCUCGCGCGGCGAUACUUUCAGCAGUUGAUAUCCGCCGUCGGGUACUGCCACGCGCGCGGCGUUUUCCACCGCGACUUGAAGCCGGAGAAUCUCCUUCUGGACGAGCAGGCAAACCUUAAGGUCUCCGACUUUGGCCUCGGCGCGGUGAAGGAGCAGGUAGGGGUGGAUGGGAUGCUGCACACGCUGUGUGGGACUCCUGCUUACGUGGCACCGGAGAUUUUGGCGAAGAGGGGCUACGACGGGGCAAAGGUUGAUGUUUGGUCUUGUGGGGUUAUUCUCUUUGUUCUUGUGGCUGGGUAUCUUCCUUUCAAUGACCCGAAUCUUAUGGUGAUGUAUAGGAAGAUUUAUAAUGGGAAUUUUCGGUGUCCAAGGUGGUUUUCGACGGAGUUAAGGAGGUUUCUGGCGAGGUUGUUGGAUACGAAUCCCGAGACGAGGAUAACCGUUGAUGAGAUUUUGAAGGAGGCGUGGUUCAGAAAGGGGUACAAGGAGGUCACUUUUGGCGAUUUAGGGUUGGAGUGGAAGAGUGAGGGUGAUGAGGUGAAGGAUUUGAACGCCUUUGAUAUCAUUUCUUUCUCCACAGGGUUGAAUCUCUCCGGUUUGUUUGACUCGUCGCGUGGGGUGGAAGAGGGAGAGAGAUUUUUGCUGAAGGAGUCGCCGGAGAAAGUGGUGGAGAAGGUAGUGGCAGCGGCGGCCACGGUGGAGGGUCUUGUGGUGAGGAGGAGGAAGGAGUGUGGGGUGGAAUUGGAGGGGUGUGACGGUAAUUUCGCGGCUUUGGUGGAGGUUUACCGGUUAACGGGGGAACUGGUUGUGGUUGAGGUGAGAAGAAGGGAUGGGAACGGUGGAGUUUUUAGAGAUGUGUGGAGGAAUAAGCUGAGGCCAUAUCUCUGUGCAGCCAGCAGCAGUACGACGUCGGAUCGGGAGGAAACUGGUGCACAGCCGGUUGCAGGUGAAUCAUGA